This is a messenger RNA of Prunus avium (sweet cherry), 295 nucleotides long. RefSeq lists its product as uncharacterized. Gene Ontology annotation, molecular function: proton transmembrane transporter activity. Gene Ontology annotation, biological process: proton motive force-driven ATP synthesis. Lineage: Eukaryota; Viridiplantae; Streptophyta; Magnoliopsida; Rosales; Rosaceae. The record is from RefSeq and is a predicted model, not a curated record.
CCAAAUCCAGCAACCCGACCUUUUUUCGGGUCCAAGAUACAGAUACAUUAUACAUAGAAGAAACUAGUGGAGUGGAGAGCAGACUGAAACAAGCGCUCAAGCUCAGGGGUUGCAAUCUGAUUAGGGUUUUGCUGCAAGCACUCGACGAGUUAAGCUGAGAUUUUCAUCACCAAAUCCAAUGGCACCACCUCCAGGCCCUUACUCUGGCACCAGCACCCUCGCCUUGGUUGCUCGUGCAUCGGCCUUCACUCUCGGUCUGGUUUAUGGAAGCGUGAAGCUCAGGGUUUCGAUUUGA